UCAACGUGUCUCCACCACUGUAUUCCGGUAUAUAAUACAGAAAGACUUUCGAAAAAUAUAGAGCGUAUCCCCGUAGAUUAGAAUUGUCAAUUCAUUUAGGCCAGGAAAGGCCGAUUAUUGAAAGGUGUAUACUUAUACCACGAGUCUUGGAUACAUUUACUGUGAUAUCUUGCAGCGUUAUUCUUUGAUGAUACAGAAUGUCGGUCGACAGUGUUUUUAGGACUCGUUCUCUCGGUGUUGCUGCCGUUGGUCUGCCGGAUCAGUAUGCUGACGGAAAAGCAGCUAAAGUAUGGCAGCUCUACAUCGGAGACACACGGAGUAGAACGGAAGAAUAUAAAAGUUGGGUGGUGUCUUUGCUGAAAAAGCAGGGUGUACAGAAAAUUCUGGACGUAGCAUGCGGAACAGGAGUUGACUCCAUCAUGCUGGUUGAAGAGGGCUUUAAGGUAGUGAGUGUGGAUGCUAGCGACAAAAUGCUGAAGUAUGCCUUGAAGGAGAGGUGGGAAAGAAGAAAAGAGCGUGCCUUUGACCAAUGGGAGAUUGAGGAGGCAAACUGGCUGACGUUAACAGAAGAUGUUCAGAAACCAGGUGAUGGAUUUGAUGCCGUCAUCUGCUUGGGGAACUCAUUCGCUCACUUGCCAGAUUUCAAAGGGGACCAGAGUGAACAGAAGCUAGCUCUGCAGAACAUAGCCAGUAUGGUUAGACCAGGAGGUAUCUUGAUCAUUGACCACCGCAACUAUGACUACAUCCUGGAAACUGGCCUAGCACCCCAGGGGAAAAAUAUCUACUACAAGAGUGACCUUACUCAGGACAUCUCCACCUCGGUGCUUUGGGUCAACAACAAACCUCACAUGAUUACCCUUGACUACACUGUACAGGUGCCACAUCCAGUACAAAACCAUCCUGAAGUGAGUAAAUUUCGCCUAUCCUACUACCCCCAUCGCCUGGAGAAUUUCAAAGCAAUCCUGAGUGAGGCUUUCCACAACAAGCUGGAGCACAGUGUCUACGGUGACUUCAAGACCUACAUCCCUGGCCAGGCUGAGGCCCCCUGCUACUUCAUUCACGUGUGCAAAAAGACAGCUUAGGACUCCGACCAUGCUAUUCUGAUCCCUACAGCAUUUUAUUUUCUAUGUUGCAUUACUUUGUCCUUUGUAGACUAAAUCUAGUGUAACCCUGCAUCCACUUUUUCCACAAAAUUGCUAUAUAUAUUUAGGGUCCUUAAUCCUGACUAUGGAAUCAUUGCUGUCUUGUAAAAUAUCCAUGUUAUGAUUAAAACAUGUCACUCAUA
Messenger RNA from Hypomesus transpacificus, 1285 nucleotides. It is a transcript of the gene gnmt, whose product is annotated as glycine N-methyltransferase. The record is from RefSeq and is a predicted model, not a curated record. NCBI's taxonomy places the organism in Eukaryota, Metazoa, Chordata, Actinopteri, Osmeriformes, Osmeridae. Gene Ontology annotation, biological process: regulation of gluconeogenesis; one-carbon metabolic process; S-adenosylmethionine metabolic process. The transcript has 6 exons. Gene Ontology annotation, molecular function: glycine binding; S-adenosyl-L-methionine binding; identical protein binding. Bases 198 to 1082 code for a protein of 294 amino acids. Gene Ontology annotation, cellular component: cytosol.